Molecule: messenger RNA, 269 nt
Organism: Striga hermonthica
Lineage: Eukaryota; Viridiplantae; Streptophyta; Magnoliopsida; Lamiales; Orobanchaceae
Source: the annotation of a GenBank genome assembly
UCUGUUAAUAUGAGCAAAUCUUCAGUUUUCUUCAGCAGGAAAACCCCAGUUCAUCUCAAGAACAUUAUUUGUGCCUCCAUGCCUGGGAUUACCUGUCAUAGAUCUACAAGAUACUUGGGCCUUCCCCUCGGUAUUGGAAGAUCAAAACUGGACACUUUUCAGUAUAUCCUUGACUCUGUGCUUGGCAGACUGCAGAGCUGGAGAUCAAAACUUUUGAGCCAAGCUGGUAAGGCAGUUCUCAUCAAGGCUGUUCUGCAAGCUCUUCCAUU